Messenger RNA from Hyla sarda, 1535 nucleotides. Its product is annotated as cytosolic non-specific dipeptidase-like. The record is from RefSeq and is a predicted model, not a curated record. Gene Ontology annotation, cellular component: cytosol. Gene Ontology annotation, biological process: proteolysis. Lineage: Eukaryota; Metazoa; Chordata; Amphibia; Anura; Hylidae. Gene Ontology annotation, molecular function: metallodipeptidase activity.
UGCUGUAGGUGAAAGAAAGCUUCUUAUUGUGACCGGAGGUGUGGUGGUCACUAUGGCCAGUGUCCAUCAUUUGGUUACAUCUUGGUACCUGGAUUCAGGUAGAGCCCUGGUGGUCCAAGCGGCUGCCAACUUGAACAUGAGACUGGAAGAAUGGGUUGCAAUUCAAAGUGUAUCAGCCUGGCCAGAGAAAAGAGGGGAAAUCAAGAAAAUGAUGGAAGUGGCUGCAAAGGAGAUUGAACGCUUGGGUGGCUCUGCAGAUCUGGUGGACAUCGGCAAGCAAAAGCUUCCAGAUGGCUCCGAAAUCCCUCUCCCUCCCAUUAUUUUGGGCAAACUGGGUUCGGAUCCUGGUAAGAAGACAGUAUGUGUGUAUGGCCAUCUGGAUGUCCAGCCAGCAGCCCUGGAGGAUGGAUGGGACAGCGAACCCUUUGUCCUGGAAGAAAGGGAUGGAACUUCCUGUCAACCUCAAGUUUUGCUUUGAAGGAAUGGAGGAGUCUGGGUCAGAAGGCUUAGAUGAUUUGAUUUUUGCCCGGAAAGAUACAUUUUUCAAGGAUGUGGACUACGUCUGCAUUUCCGAUAACUAUUGGCUAGGAAAGAACAAGCCAUGUAUCACAUAUGGUCUGCGUGGCAUCUGCUACUUUUUCAUUGAGGUUGAAUGCUGCGACAAAGAUCUUCACUCUGGGGUGUAUGGAGGUUCUGUUCAUGAAGCAAUGACUGAUCUCAUUCUCCUAAUGGGCAGUUUAGUAGACAAGAAGGGAAAAAUUCUUAUUCCUGGAAUAUAUGAAGCUGUGGAACCUGUCUCAAAUGAUGAGAAAGCAAUUUAUGAUGCUAUUGACUUUGAUCUUGAGGAAUUUGCUAAAGAUGUUGGUGCAAGUAAACUCCUACACGCAUCAAAGGAUCAGAUAUUGAUGCACAGGUGGAGAUUCCCUUCUCUCUCUCUUCAUGGUAUUGAGGGAGCUUUCUCUGCCGGUGGAGCCAAGACAGUUAUUCCUAGGAAAGUCAUUGGCAAAUUCUCUAUCAGACUGGUGCCCCACAUGAAUCCAGAUGAUGUGAAGAAACAGGUGGAAGACUACUUAACUGAGCAGUUCAAAGCUUUAAAUAGUCCUAACAAAUUUAAAGUUACAAUGGGUCACGGAGGAAAACCUUGGGUCUCAGACUUCAACCACCCUCACUACCUUGCUGGAAGGAAAGCCAUGAAAUCUGUGUUUAAUGUGGAACCUGACCUGACCAGAGAAGGUGGAAGCAUUCCUGUGACUCUUACCUUCCAAGAAGCAACUGGGAAGAAUGUUAUGUUGCUCCCUGUUGGCGCAGCAGAUGAUGGGGCACAUUCCCAAAAUGAAAAGCUUAACAGGUACAACUAUAUUCAAGGCGUCAAACUUCUGGGAGCGUACCUGUAUGAAGUAUCUAAGCUGGACUAAUUCUGCAUUCAAGUCCUCUUUUUAAAGAUAAAAAGUAGUACUUAUACAUGCAACUUAAAAAAAACAUCCUUGAACCUUACAUUUAUGUAUUUGAAAUACAUUAAAACCAACAAAAACAAC